Molecule: messenger RNA, 1705 nt
Organism: Ctenopharyngodon idella (grass carp)
Lineage: Eukaryota; Metazoa; Chordata; Actinopteri; Cypriniformes; Xenocyprididae
Gene: nagk
Product: N-acetylglucosamine kinase
Exons: 10
Coding region: 336-1370 (344 amino acids)
Molecular function (GO): N-acetylglucosamine kinase activity
Source: RefSeq, a predicted model, not a curated record
UUGUGAUGCAUGGAUGUUUUUUUAAUUAUUUAAUAAUUAUUUUAAUAAUUUUCAAUUGUGUGUUCAUUGUUUAAUUAUGUUUAUAAUGGUUGUUUUAAUACAAACAAACCUUUAAUUAAAAAAUUCUGGAAAAAAUAAAAAUGAAAUAUGACAAAAAACCCCGAAUCAUAUUAUCUUAUCUUCACUUAGAUAUAGAGAGAUGAGAUAGAGAGAUUUUAUGUGAAUUUAGGUAAUAAAAAAAAUAGCUAUCUGUCAAAGUCCUUGUGUUAUGCACUGAAAGUUGUUUGAAGCAGCUGACUGUGAUCGGUCAUGUGACUAAAGAGGAAGCAGUCGAGAUGAGCGUUGUGUACGGAGGAGUGGAGGGUGGUGGGACACACUCUAAAGCAGUGCUGGUUUCUGCUGAGGGACAUAUCCUCGCUGAGACAGAUGGACCAUGUACAAACCACUGGUUGGUUGGUGUUGAUAAUUGUAUCAAUGGUAUCAACGACAUGGUCCAGAAGGCUAAAAUCAAGGCAGGGCUGGACCCGGACACACCACUUUGUUCAUUGGGCAUGUCUUUGAGUGGUGGAGAGCAGAAGACUGCUAUCCAGAAGCUGAUUGAUGACAUGAGGGAGAGAUACCCUAAACUGAGUCAAAGUUAUUUCAUUACCACCGAUGCCAUUGGUGCUAUGGCAACUGCCAGUGACUAUGGAGGAAUAGUAGUGAUAUCAGGCACUGGUUCAAACUGCAAGCUGGUGAAUCCAGAUGGCACACAGGUUGGCUGUGGGGGCUGGGGUCACAUGAUGGGAGACGAGGGCUCAGCAUACUGGAUUUCUCACAUGGCUGUUAAAACCGUCUUUGAUGCCAGAGAUAACCUCGUCAAAUCUCCUCAUGAUAUCACCUAUGUUAAGGAGGCCAUGGAAGAAUAUUUCCAGGUGUCGGAUUUGAUGGGAAUGCUUCCUCAUUUGUACAGAAACUUUCAGAAGUCACACUUCGCAGGAUUCUGUAGGAAACUAGCUGAAGGUGGCAGUGCUGGUGAUGCUUUGUGCCAACACGUGUUCACGGAGGCUGGAAAAGCCCUCGCGCAGCACAUUGUAGCUGUCCUGCCCAAAGUACACCAGGAUUUGUUUUCUGGUGAGCUUGGCUUGCCUGUUCUGUGUGUCGGUUCUGUGUGGCGCAGCUGGGAACUGAUGAAACCAGGUUUCACUCAGGUCCUCUCACAGGCUCAGGCUCAUGGUUUCAGUCACUUCUGUAAGUACAGCCUGCUUACUUUACGUCAGUCCUCUGCUCUAGGUGGCGCUAAAAUGGGGGCAGAGAAUGCAGGAGCCAGCCUCCCUAUGGACUACUCAGCCAACGCCAAUGUGUUUUUCAGCCACACCUUCAAUCAGUGAUCGGGAAGAAACAGACCUGAGAUGAGAGUUGCCGCUACAGUUUUAUGUUGAUCUGAAAUGAGAACUUCCUGUUUUUAAACUGACUGAGAAAUGUUUCCAGACUUUCCUCUUGGUGGUGCUGUUUCUUAAACACCCAUAUCUUAUCAAUCAACUUAUUAUAUGUAUCUAUGAUAUAAAUCUCCCCCAAAUUUUGAAGGCUUCCUAUUAAAUGCACAUACAUGUACCUUUUUUUUUUUUAAUUAAAAAAAGCAAUUUCUGAACAUUUUUGAUAUAAAUAUGGUAAAAUCUUGGUAAAUAUGGUGGAAUAAUUUUGUUAAUAAACAUUUACAAAAGCA